CCCCGAGUGAGACCGACCUUCCUUGUGAGCUGCGGGACAGUCGCGGGGCAAAACUCCCCGGUCACGCCUCACGGUCACGCUCUGGUUCCUCGACCUCCAGCAGGGUGCUACGUGCAUCCUAGGAUGGGACCGCGUGCACGGGUGCAGCGACCCGAUCCCCAUCCCGGGGUUGGGGCUUCAGUGACAAGACCAGCCGGCCUGCUAGCGUGCUCUGCGGGGAUGCGGCUGGGACGCUGGAGAGAGCCAGGUGCCGGGAAACGCUGUGUCAUUCUCCAGAGCCACCGCGCUCCUCCCGAGGGUCCCAAGCGCGACCCAGUCCCGCACUCGUUGUUCCCAGGCGCUGCGCAGCGCUGGCCCCCAUCCACACCCGCUUGGGCUCUUCAAGGUGCAUCGUGACUGUGGUUAGCCUAACCCCCGGGCACACAAACCCAGGAACCUGGCAGGGCAUCACUAACUCGGCCAUGGAACCGGAGAUCCAGACAUCCUUCUACGGUCGAUUGAGGCACUUCUUGGACAUCAUUGACCCUCGAACUCUCUUUGUCACUGAGAGACGUCUCAGAGAGGCUGUGCAAUUGCUGGAGGACUACAAGCAUGGCACCCUACGUCCAGGAGUCACCAACGAGCAGCUCUGGGGUGCACAGAAAAUCAAACAGGCUAUCCUACACCCGGACACCAAUGAGAAGAUCUUCAUGCCUUUCAGAAUGUCAGGUUACAUUCCUUUUGGGACGCCAAUUGUGGUGGGUCUUCUCUUGCCCAACCAGACGCUGGCAUCCACUGUCUUCUGGCAGUGGCUGAACCAGAGCCAUAACGCCUGUGUCAACUAUGCAAACCGCAAUGCUACCAAGCCUUCACCUGCAUCCAAGUUCAUCCAGGGCUACCUGGGAGCCGUCAUCAGUGCUGUCUCCAUUGCUGUGGGCCUUAAUGUGCUGGUUCAGAAAGCCAACAAGUUCACCCCAGCCACUCGCCUUCUUGUGCAGAGAUUUGUGCCCUUCCCUGCAGUAGCCAGUGCCAAUAUCUGCAACGUGGUCCUGAUGCGGUAUGGGGAGCUAGAGGAAGGGAUUGAUGUCCUGGAUGCUGAUGGCAACCUCGUGGGCUCCUCAAAGAUCGCAGCCAGACAUGCCCUGCUGGAGACAGCACUGACACGUGUGGUCCUGCCUAUGCCCAUCCUGGUGCUUCCCCCGAUCGUCAUGUCCAUGCUGGAGAAGACAGCUCUCUUGCAGGCACGCCCGCGCCUACUCCUGCCUGUGCAGAGCCUCGUGUGCCUGGCAGCCUUCGGCCUGGCCCUGCCACUGGCCAUCAGCCUUUUCCCGCAGAUGUCAGAGAUCGAAACCUCCCAGUUGGAGCCUGAGAUAGCCCGGGCUACAAGCAGCCGGACGGUGGUGUACAAUAAGGGGCUGUGAGUGCAGAUCCACCGGCCUGGGAGCACAGCAGUAUCCAGGCCGGAGGCUUGGGGUGGGGAAGGAGUCUCAUAGCUGUGUCUGCAGGGAGGGGCUGCCUGGGAGGCAGCCAACCUCCAGCAGUAGGGAGACUAACCAUUCACAUUUUAACAUGGGGGAGAGGAGUUCUGACACAUUUCCUACACGAAAAGAAUCAAGUGCAUCUCUGGGCCUUACAUGGGGUCAUCUAAACUCCACUCAGCACAAUUCCGUGUGAGCUGAAGAAUUGUAGAGUGUUCCUGGGGUAGAAUUAGGAUCCUUUUAUAUGUUGCUUUUUUGUUUUAAUUUUUUAUUAGAAGCAAGUCUGAGCCUUGGUUGCAGUUGACCAGAAGCAGCAGGGGGACAGGUGGAGGAAGCCAGAGGAGCCUUGGGAACUGGGUUGGAUCAUGGAAGGAAAAUAUAAUGGCUAGGCCCAAUGGGCCCCUGGGUUAGAGAAAGGAAGGGAGAGGAGGUAUUCGCACUCUACAGAAUGAACUAGCCAUAAUCAGGGUCUCGGGAAUUGACUCUCAUGCUCAAGGCACACCAGAGACCUCUGGAAGAUUCCAGAAGCAGCGGGCUCUGAAUGUAGCCAGCUCCUGUCCACACCACAAUAGAGUGAAAAUUAGUGACCCAGGCAUGGGCCAUCUUUCAUGGAGCUCUUAUGGAUUCCAGGCCCCUGAGAGCAUCCCAGCUGUAAUCAGGAAGCCACACGAAGGAACAUUGUUUUAUAUGAAGAAGAAGAGAAACCUGACUAGGCUCUCUUUUCUAAGAGUAUCUGGAGUUUUAUACUGAGGCAAAGGUGGCUGAGCCCACUGCUGUGCAGUCUGUAGCCUCUGACACUGUAGCAUCUCAUACCUUCCUGCAGAGGGGAGUCUCCUGCUCGAGGGUACAAGGCCAGAUCCCUGGAAACUGCCUGAGAGAUAGCAUCAUCCUCACUCGGGCACUGGCAGGCCCUGUGGCAAUGGGCAAGCCACCUGCAUCUCUGAGCCUCCAUCCCCUGCCUGGAAGCAAAUGGUCGAAUGGGGGUCCCCACGGGCCUCUGACUCCUCUCUGCCUGAUUCACUCAGAUGCUACGCAUUCCAAGCAUAUCUCUAAGGUGGAUUCUGGUCUGGAAAAGGCAUCAGACUCCUCUGCAAAUGGCCAAAACUUGAUCUCAGAAAAGGACCUUGCCAUCUGUAUAUGACCGCACCUCCUGGAAGACCUUGACAUGUGUCAAACAUCACGUGGCUAUGGAGUUGGCAGCGUGGAUGCCUAAGACAAGCACGGGGUGUCACUCCGUGUGCCGCCUCUCACUGCUGCAGACUCAGAGGCUUCUUUGCUGUUCGCUCAUGACUCCAUCUCAUUUGCAGGCCAUAGAGGAAGAGUUAGGUCUUCCUAGGGAUGCGGGGUCUGGGUGGGGAUGAGUAGGGCGACUCCUGAUCCAAAAGAUCUCCAGAAAGGAGAUGCGCUGGUCUUCAUACAGCCCUCAUCUGACCCCACUGUAAUGGGAGUCCUGACCCCGGCACCUCACCCUGGUGACUCAGGAGGGAUCAGGCUCAAGGUAGACAUGUAUGGCACAGGGCAGCAAGGACAAGGCCACAGGUUGCCUGUAGAAAUUUAAGGUGGGUGUAGCUGCAGUGGGGUGCAUCUGCCAUGGGCAUUGGCACCAUGGUCUCCAGGCCUUGACUGGGGACUAGAUCUGUCUGGGGCCUCUUUUGAAAACGUCAUUCCCAGCUCUCCCUGCCUUCACUUGUCGUGGAGUCUUGUCCUUAUGCAUUUUAUCUUGGGACCAAAACCGCCCUCCCCCAGCUCUGCCUAUUCCAGAGUCCCACAGACCAGGGCCUCUUCCAGCUCUUUCUCUGUACUGGCUGCCACUGUGCUGCCUCAGCGUCCCUCGUCGGUUUGCUGGGAGUGGGGGUGAUCUCCUAAAUACCAGCCCAGGUGAGCUGAGGGGGCAGUUGCUUUGGAUAUGCAGCAGCAAAGGGUCCUUCAGGGUGAUGGUGACUGAGUCUUGAGCCAUGCUGCUGAACCCUGUUCUGACUUCAUAAAAUCCAGGAGGGAAUCUUUCUGUGAAUGCACAUACAAAUGCCCCUAUUUGCUGAGGCUAAAGGAAACAGGCCUGGCGGGAAUGGGCAGGGAUGCACUCUCAUUGGAUCGAGUUUUGCCAGCAGUUGGGGUAUAGCUACAUCAGGCUCUCUAGGUGGCCUGGCAUUCCUGGCCACUUCUCCUCUGGUUACUUUAAACAUUCCCUAAGGCUCCAAGGAUGCUCUUCCAUCUCUGGAAAUUUGAGAGUGCAGGAACCCAAAGUCCAAGAUGCUAAGAUGGCCACAAAAUCAGGGUAUCUGACACUCUGUCUCACUUCCUGAUUGUGGAUGUCUUCCAUCUGAAGCCUCUAGCCCGGAAUGGGGUGGGAUGGAGUGGAGGAGGGGAAGAGCCAGUGGGGGGCAGGUCCAUGGUGGGCUUCCAGCCUUGGGCAGGUAUGAGCGAGGCCCCAACACGUAUGCCUCAGCAUACCUAGGGACUUCAGACUGUCUUUUUAACCUCAGAAAAUUUCUCAAUUUAUGUGAUUUAUGCCAUACUAAUGAGCUGUGGGCAAUAAACAUGGAUUUAAAACACA
Molecule: messenger RNA, 4011 nt
Organism: Mesocricetus auratus (golden hamster)
Lineage: Eukaryota; Metazoa; Chordata; Mammalia; Rodentia; Cricetidae
Gene: Sfxn5
Product: sideroflexin 5
Exons: 14
Coding region: 462-1400 (312 amino acids)
Biological process (GO): monoatomic ion transport; mitochondrial transmembrane transport; citrate transport
Cellular component (GO): mitochondrial inner membrane
Molecular function (GO): monoatomic ion transmembrane transporter activity; citrate transmembrane transporter activity
Source: RefSeq, a predicted model, not a curated record